Messenger RNA from Hypoxylon fragiforme, 637 nucleotides. RefSeq lists its product as uncharacterized. The record is from RefSeq and is a predicted model, not a curated record. The transcript has a single exon. The coding region runs from base 317 to 634 and encodes 105 amino acids. Lineage: Eukaryota; Fungi; Ascomycota; Sordariomycetes; Xylariales; Hypoxylaceae.
CCUCGAUGUAGCCAACCCUUUAGCUACUGGGUACAGGCCUAGGUAGGUCUAUACACAUCCAUGGAAGCUUGGAUGAACCGGAGGUCAUACACAUCUUGAAUUCGCGACAAGAUACCUUAGGUGGGUAGGUAAGAGUAUGUAAUGUAUGUACAAGUGAUGGCAGGCUAAGAAUAGACGCCCAUGGAUACCUUAGUAGGCAGUAUGCACGUACAUAUGUAAGUAGAGGAAUCUAGAAUCGUUGGGGCCAGGUUAAGACUCAUGGCGUCGCCUAGCGGUUUGCUCGUUUUGCUCGUAUUGACAUUUUCCAUUAUUGAAAAUGGGUUUCAUGCAUGGACUUCUAAUAAUCCCCCUUUUCAAUUCUAAGGUUGUGUCUUUUUUAUUUUUAUUUUUUUUUCGUUUUAUUCUUUUUUGCAGGGUUUUCAAGCCUCAAUUCAGCUCUUCAUCUCUCUUAUGUAGAUAUGUGCUUACGUACCUAGACCCUAUACGGUAUACCUACCUAGGACUGUUGUUUGUCACUCUUUCUCUAACUCCCCCCGUCAGCUCUGGCUUCCUUCAUUUCCUCUGUCUAGCCAAUCUCAUGAGGGCUUGUGUGGUACAAGAACAUUUUCCAAGGUACCUACCUUGCAGGACAUAAGGC